AUGUCAUUUCGAAUUCUGUCAAGGGCCCUUAGAUCUGCUCCUCGAACUACAUUGCUCAGUACUGCUAUCCUAGCGCCUAGGCCAGUAGUAACCGUUCCUAUACUACAGAAUGUGCGAACUUAUGCAAAAAAGAGCAAAGACAAUAAAAAGUCUAAAGCUGAACAACAAGACGUGGGAGCAGAAGUCAAAGAACCCUUAUUUAACCAAGGUCAGUUUGAAGCACGCUUUGAGCAAUGUGUUCAAUCUCUAAAGGAGCAUUUGUCCAACAUUCGCGUUGGCAGAGCUAAUCCAUCAUUGUUGGAUGCCGUAAAGGUUAAUAUUGAACACUCAAACUUUCCGUUAAGAGACCUCGCACAGAUCACAGUGAGGGACCCACAGACCUUGAUGGUGAUGGUGCAUGAUACUGAUUAUACAGCAUCUGUAGAUAAAGCUAUCCGUAAUGCAGGAUUGGGUUUGAAUCCAAUUGUUGAAAGUAAAGGAAUUCGUGUGCCUAUUCCCAAACCCACAAAGGAAUCUCGAGAUAAAAUGGCCAAACUGGUUAAUACAACAGGUGAACAGACAAAGGCCAAGAUUAGGUCUAUUCGUCAGGAUGGCAUGAAGCUAUUAAAAGAAGACAAGAAGCAUCAAUCUGCAGAUGAUAUUAAGAAAAUGGAAAAAUUGGUUCAAACGAUGACAGACAAGUAUAACAAGUUAAUAGACGAUCUAUUAAAAGUAAAAUCCAAGGAAAUUCAAUUGUAA
This is a messenger RNA of Rhizopus microsporus ATCC 52813, 738 nucleotides long. Its product is annotated as ribosome recycling factor. Lineage: Eukaryota; Fungi; Mucoromycota; Mucoromycetes; Mucorales; Rhizopodaceae. Gene Ontology annotation, molecular function: ribosomal large subunit binding. Bases 1 to 738 code for a protein of 245 amino acids. Gene Ontology annotation, cellular component: mitochondrion. The record is from RefSeq and is a predicted model, not a curated record. Gene Ontology annotation, biological process: translation. The transcript has 5 exons.